GCUGGGCGAAUCAUCUGUUGUUGACGUGCUGAAUAUUCAAGACGAAGAAAAACAAAAUAAUGGAUUUUGUUUAGUUCCUAAUCCAUGUCAACUUUAUAUUACAGAAAAAAAAAGGAAAAAAUAAUGGAUAAAGAUUCUGAUAGUACAGUGACUUCAUUGGACGAGAAUACGGAAAACUUUUGCAACAAUCAAACUCGAGAUAUUUUAGCCGAAGGAUUGAUAAAUUUAUUUAAACCUGUAGUGGAGAAACUGGAUGAAAGAAUACAAGGCACAAGAGUCGCUCAGUUGGAAUUGAAAGCUCAGUUAGAAGCACUAUCAGUGCAGUUGCGGGAAAUUGAAAAAGCACAGCAAAAUAUACCUGAAUUUUCUAACAAAGUCAAAGAACUAAUAAACGUCAAACACAAAGUUACAGUGAUUUCUAACAUUUUAACCACCAGCCAAGAGCGAUUAACUGGUCUGCAUAAGCUUAUUGAGAAGGAGCAGAGAAAACGACAAGCUCUGCUAAAUUCAGCUAUAAAUACAAGUAUUCCCUAAGCAAAAUUCGAA
This is a messenger RNA of Glossina fuscipes, 546 nucleotides long. RefSeq names its product SNAPIN protein homolog (gene Snapin). Gene Ontology annotation, cellular component: BLOC-1 complex; synaptic vesicle; BORC complex. Gene Ontology annotation, molecular function: SNARE binding. NCBI's taxonomy places the organism in Eukaryota, Metazoa, Arthropoda, Insecta, Diptera, Glossinidae. Bases 85 to 534 code for a protein of 149 amino acids. Gene Ontology annotation, biological process: synaptic vesicle exocytosis; intracellular protein transport; lysosome organization. The transcript has a single exon. The record is from RefSeq and is a predicted model, not a curated record.